GGAAGGCUGUGAUUCUAAUUUCUAUGAAGCAAGUUGCAACCAUGUCCCAUAAAUAAGUGGUAGCGCCAAUCUUGCAAGGGCGUUAAAUCAAAUAAAGGGUGAAGAGAAGGAAAAUGGCGAAACGAAUCCAUCUCUCAAAAUUCUCCGUCGGUAGUACCCUGAACAAACCCCAAAAAUCCCUCUUGCUUCCUUCCUGCAAGCCCUUCUGCUCUCUCACAGAGAAGCAAGAACCUACGUCUACUACAAACAACAGCACCACCAACCUCCAAGGUCAAGUCCAAGAACAGGCCCGCCAUGAACAUGUUCAAAAGCUCCAAACCCUCCUCCAACAGGGUCGUACCGAAACCGCGCGAAGGCUCAUCAGGUCUAUGCUUCUACCCAAAUCACCUUUCUCUUCACCCUCUCAUCUCUACACUCUCUUCUCCCUCUCUUCAACCCCCAUGAAACCCCUUUUCUCCGACAUGCUCUUAUCCAUUUGUUCCGAGUCCAAAAUGGUUUCGGAAUCUGCGGAAUUGUACAUGUUGAUGAAGAAAGAUGGUGUAUUGCCAUCCGUAGCGUCUCUCAAUCUGUUUCUUGAAUCUUUGGUGUCGACAAAACGGUACGAGGAUACUCUUCAGUUGUUUUCGGAGAUUGUGGAGUCCGGGCUUCGACCGGAUCAGUUUAUGUAUGGGAAGGCGAUUCAGGCGGCAGUGAAGUUAGGGGACUUGAAAAGGGCUAUUGAGCUUAUGACUUGUAUGAAGAGGGGAGGGGUGAGUCCGGGUGUUUUUGUGUAUAAUGUUGUGAUUGGUGGGUUGUGUAAAGAGAAGAGAAUGAAGGAUGCGGAGAAGCUAUUUGACGAAAUGCUUGAUAGGAGGGUGGCACCCAAUCGGAUUACCUAUAACACGCUUAUUGAUGGGUAUUGCAAAGUGGGACAGUUGGAGGAGGCAUUUAAUAUUCGGGAGCGGAUGAAGGUGGAAAAUGUGGAGCCGACCAUUAUUACUUUCAAUUCGUUGCUUAAUGGGCUUUGUCGGGCACAGAUGAUGGAAGAGGCACAACGGGUGUUGGAAGAGAUGGAAGUUUAUGGAUUCGUUCCGGACAGAUUUACUUAUACUACUCUUUUUGAUGGCCACUUGAAGUGUGGGAAUGUGGAUGCUUCAAUUACCCUUUCUGAAGAAGCAGUAAGGAAAGGGGUUCAGAUUCUUGAUUAUACUUGUAGCAUUUUGUUGAAUGCGUUAUGUAAGGAAGGGAAUAUGGAGAAGGCUGAGGAAGUUUUGAAGAAGUUUUUGGAAAAUGGGCUUGCUCCAGUAGGGGUGUUUUUUAACACAAUUGUGAAUGGAUACUGCCAGGUUGGUGAUAUUAACAAAGCAUAUACGACAAUUGAAAAAAUGGAAGCAGUUGGGUUGAGGCCCAACCAUGUCACUUACAAUUCCUUGGUCAAGAAGUUUUGUGAAAUGAAGAAUAUGGAGGAGGCAGAGAAAUGCAUAAAGAAGAUGGUGGAAAAGGGAGUUUUGCCAAAUGUCGAGACAUAUAACACUUUAAUUGAUGGCUAUGGGCGGAGUUGCCUUUUUGAUAGGUGUUUCCAGAUUCUCGAAGAAAUGGAGAAAAAGGGGCUAAAGCCCAACGUUAUAAGCUAUGGUUGUCUCAUAAAUUGUUUAUGCAAGGAUGCUAACAUUCUUGAAGCUGAAGUAAUACUUGGUGAUAUGGUACACAGAGGAGUGGUGCCAAACGCACAAAUAUACAAUAUGCUGAUUGAUGGUAGCUGUAUAGCGGGGAAGUUGAAAGAUGCUUUCAGGUUUUUUGAUGAGAUGGUGGCAAGAGAGAUUGUUCCCACGCUUGUAACAUACAAUAUUCUUAUAAAUGGGCUCUGCAAAAAGGGUAAAGUAAUGGAAGCUGAAAACUUGGCCUCUGAGAUCACAAGGAAAGGUUUGAGUUUUGAUGUGAUCACAUACAACUCCCUAAUUUCUGGAUAUUCUAGUGCAGGAAAUGUUCAGAAGGCUUUGGAAUUAUAUGAAACUAUGAAGAAAUCAGGAAUUAAACCUACUCUAAAUACAUAUCAUCGUCUCAUAGCUGGAUGUGGCAAGGAAGGACUGGUGCUAGUGGAAAAAAUUUAUCAGGAAAUGUUACAGAUGAAUUUGGUUCCUGAUCGGGUUAUAUAUAAUGCACUUAUUCAUUGUUAUGUUGAACAUGGAGAUGUCCAAAAGGCAUGUUCUUUGCACUCUGCCAUGGAAGCCCAGGGGAUUCAGCCUGACAAGAUGACCUAUAAUUGCUUGAUUCUGGGGCACUUUAAAGAGGGUAGGAUGCAUAAAGUAAAGAAUCUUGUCAAUGAUAUGAAGAUUAGAGGAUUAAUUCCUAAAACUGAAACCUAUGACAUACUGAUUGUGGGGCAUUGCAAGCUAAAGGAUUUCGAUGGAGCUUAUGUCUGGUACAGAGAAAUGUUUGAGAAUGGUUUCACUCCCAGUGUCUCUAUUUGUGACAAUCUUAUCACUGGCCUUAGAGAGGAGGGAAGGUCCCAUGAUGCUGAUGUUAUUUGCUCAGAAAUGAAUAUGAAAGGAAAGGAUGAUUGUAGAGCAGAUGAGGAUGCUUCUGCUGUUUGAAAAUUGUAGUGAGUGUUUGUUGGGGUUAAGCUCUCAGUAGAGUAAUUCGUCUACAAAGAAAGGCCUAGGCAGGGGCUUAACUGGUCUCGAAGGUGGUAGAUGAGGUUCUCCAUUCAAAAUUAGCAUUAAAGCAGAUAUGUUCAGAGGACUAAGCGCUGGCAGACCUUCCACAAUUAUGAAGAUUUGGCAGGGAGAUAUUCAUGCUGUAUAAGUUUUAACAAAAUAAUUAAAUUGAUCUCCAAAGAAAAUGAGGUAUCUCAUACUUAUAGCUUUGCUAUGUUGUUCAGAGUUGUAUAUCUACUCUAGGCAGAAUUCCUUUUCAUAUUUAAGGGUGUGGAAUGGAGAUAUUUAUUUGAAUAUGUUUUUUGAUCUAAAAAUAGAAAUUGUGCCACAUACUGCAAUAUGUUGGAUUGAAUUAUGAGCCACAUCUUAUGAGAUUCUUUUCAAAAGCUUUAGUUGGUAUAA
Messenger RNA from Vitis vinifera (wine grape), 3038 nucleotides. RefSeq names its product pentatricopeptide repeat-containing protein At5g12100, mitochondrial. Gene Ontology annotation, molecular function: protein binding. Lineage: Eukaryota; Viridiplantae; Streptophyta; Magnoliopsida; Vitales; Vitaceae. The transcript has 2 exons. The record is from RefSeq and is a predicted model, not a curated record. The coding region runs from base 114 to 2573 and encodes 819 amino acids.